AUGAGUAUAAUUUUCAGAAAACCUGAGAAGAAAGCCAAGUUCGAUACUUUCAAAGAAUAUUUACCAUCCAUGCCAUGGAAUCGAACUGAAGUCAGUCAAUUCGAUCUAGAAGAACAGCGAAGAAAAGAAGAACGAGAGGAAAGACUCAAAAAAUUGGAAGAGCAAACGAAGAAAAAUAAUGCGGAAAGAGAGUAAGAAUGAAUUCGAAUUUCGAUAUAGAAUAAUUGAAAUUCAGGCAAAGAUAUCGAGAACAAGAUGAAUCAGAUAGAAAAAAUGAAGAGUUGCGGAAACAACGAGAAGACAAUUUCAAGAAAAGAGUACAUGAAAUCGAGCAGGAAAGAACUAAAAAACAAAUCGAAACGGAUCGAGAAUUCGAAAAUCGAAUGAAACAAUUGGAUGAGAUAGCUGCUCAAAAUAUUGAAAGGCAAAACGAUGUAAGGUGUUUGUAUUAGGUCAUUUUGUGAAUCAAGAUUUUUGCAGAGGCAUGCUAGAAUUCUGGAUGCAACUGAAAGGGAAUAUGAGUCGAAAAUUGCUUCAAAACAAAGAGAGACUCAAAGGUAUUUCGAAUUUCAUUGAUUCUGAAAUCAAACUAUUUGUGAAGUUCAAUUUCAGUUUUAUUAACUCUAUCCAACAAGCAUCAGAAAGAAAUAGCAAUGAAUCGAAAAUGAGACAACAGCAGAUUAUCGAUGAAACUAAUGAACAUUUAAGGUAUGCAUUUCUAUGGGGGGAUUCAGGUAAAAUUUGAAAUCAGCAAACUCUAGAUUUUACAAAUUAAAAUACUUUUAUUCUAGAUUGGCUGAUGAGAGAAGUAAACAACGAGAAGACAAUUUCAAAAAAAGAGUUGAAGAAAUUUGA
Molecule: messenger RNA, 855 nt
Organism: Caenorhabditis angaria
Lineage: Eukaryota; Metazoa; Nematoda; Chromadorea; Rhabditida; Rhabditidae
Source: the annotation of a GenBank genome assembly